UCCAAUAUGGCUUCACGGGUUACAGGACAGGGAAGAGGUCGUGUUAAAUAGCAGAUUUUUACUAGAAUAAGUGAGCUUUUCUGUCAGUGUACGGAAGCAUGAGGCUAGUUAUCAGAGUGCUGAGACAGUUUGAGGGGAAAACGCGGCUCGGUCCGGUAGUUUGGCUCAGAUCUGUGUCGGACAGUCCGCCUGUACGCAGUGAUGUGAGCGAUAUUAAGGCGGUUAAAGGAGAGCAGAGCUGGCUGUGUGCGUCCUCUGCGCCUGUUUUACAGACAGUGCGGGGACACGUCGAGGUGAGAGAAAACUUCAUCACAGAGGAAGAGGAGAAUGCUCUUCUCAAAGAGCUAGAGCCAGGACUGAAGAAGAAGAGAUAUGAGUUCGACCACUGGGAUGACGCCAUUCAUGGUUACAGGGAGACGGAGCGGCUGCAGUGGGGGAGUGCAUGCGCUGCAUUGUUGGGCCGUGUUAGAGCCGUUGCUUUUCCAGAAGGAAGUCCUCUGCUGGGGCCUGUGCAUGUCUUGGACCUCGACAAGGCUGGCUACAUCAAACCUCAUGUGGACAGUGUAAAGUUCUGUGGAAGCACCAUUGCUGGGCUCAGCCUGUUGUCUGACAGUGUCAUGCGGUUGGUCCGAGAGGAGAGCCCAGUGGAUUGGGUGGAUUUGCUGUUAAGUCGCCGUUCUCUUUACAUCCUGAGGGAUGAAGCACGCUUUAAAUUCACACAUGAGAUCCUGAAGGAUGACUAUUCUUUUUUCUCAGGACAGAGGGUCCCUCGCCAUCGUCGUAUCUCUGUUAUUUGCAGGAACCUUCCUGUUUAGAUAUUCAGGUGGAGGACUUUAAGGAGCAACACUGGUUUGGGAGGCAUUAGGUGGAUCCCACUUUCUCUGGCUUAUAUUUAAAAGUUUUGUCAUUAUUAUAGGCCCCUUUUUCAAGACUGUGCCGUAAGUUCGUACUCAGAGUACUACAAAAACACUUUGAUACAAUGUGACUUGCAAAGACGUGGAUGUGUGAGGCGUGAUCUUCAGUGGUGGACAAAGUAUAAAAAUCUUGUACUUGCUUGGGUGCAACACAUGGCACCUUAAUAGAAAUUGGUUAUCAAACAUAACUAUACUUCAAAACAUUUACUCUUAAUACUGCUUCUACCACCAGUGGGCGCUGUUAGAACACUUUAGAACAACCUUGGCAGUUGUGGUGUGUGCAGUAUGCUGUUAUUGACUAUCUGUACCCACUCAAAAUUGCAGAUAACGGAGGAUAAAAGGCUUCUUUAAAUAAAAAGGCCAAAGUGACCUGUUGUUUGCAUAAAGGUGAACCCUCAUUCAUUUAUAGUUUAAAGCUCAGAAUGAUAUUUACUGAUCUUAAUUUGUCGUCUUUAUCAGUCAGCAUUAAACCUGUCAGCUUAAUAUGUUCGUAUUUAUCAUAUAAAA
This is a messenger RNA of Pygocentrus nattereri (red-bellied piranha), 1421 nucleotides long. It is a transcript of the gene alkbh7, whose product is annotated as alkB homolog 7. Lineage: Eukaryota; Metazoa; Chordata; Actinopteri; Characiformes; Serrasalmidae. Gene Ontology annotation, biological process: DNA damage response; fatty acid metabolic process. The record is from RefSeq and is a predicted model, not a curated record. The transcript has 4 exons. The coding region runs from base 99 to 815 and encodes 238 amino acids. Gene Ontology annotation, cellular component: mitochondrial matrix.